AUGGACUUCUCAGAUCCAUCAAAUGCUGUUGGUCUUCCAGACCCAAUAGCAGAAUUAUUUAGUGUGACUCCAGAGACUGAUUCAGUGGAAUAUCCAGACACUGCUGAUGAAAAAUCUAAAGAGAACAGCAAAUCCGAUGAUCGAACAGAAACCUCAGGAUUAGACCACGAUUCUGCUGACAGUAAAAGUGCAGAAAGGACAUACAUGGACAAAUAUGUUAAGACAGAGAAGCAACCCAGCAAAACACAAGUUCCAUUAACAGAGAACAGGAGCAGCCAGGAGAUGUAUGGACCUUGGGAUUCCGUGAGAGACCAAGAGUGGAAAAGGAGGAUGGACCUUGAGAGAGUGACUCAAAUCAGAGUGACUCAAAUCACUGAGACUGAGGCCAUUAAAAUGAACAGUUAUGUACCUGACCAAUCCCAGGCUAAAGGAAGUAACAGAAAAGACAAGACCAAGAUGAGAGAAAACAGUGACUCAACCCCAAUGAAUGAUAGCCACAAUAUUAUUGAUCAGAGUCAGGAGUGUGUGGAUAUGUCCAGCUGGAUGAUGGGAUAUCCAGAUGAGGAGAACACUAGUGUAGGUGGUGCAGGUGUAGAUCCACAGAGUGAAGAGGGAAUCACAAAUUAUGAGCGCCAGCCAAAGAAAUUGUGUGCUGCUAGAAAGAGACUGAGUACACCAAAAACUCAGAGUGAGUUUGUACACAGAUAGUGCAGAAAGGGUAAAUAGUGAGCUUUUAGGCAGAGACAACAGCAAUGAGAGAAUUCCUGCUCAAACCCUGUGAGGAUUUACAUCGUAUAACUGUUUGCGUUAUUAUUUUCCAAAAUGUGAGUUGUAACUGUUAAAAAUUGUCCAAAUUGUUCCUAUGAUUGUGUUGUCUUAUUCUUUCAUCUAUCCCUGACAACUCUCUCUGCAGACAUAACGAGGAGUGUGUCUGAAUACUUAGCCAGACCCCCCGCUAACUUGUUAGUCAGACAACCCUCAUGGUGGCUGCAACUUUUUGAUCAUCAGAUGUUGUCUUUGGGUCAUCCAACAGCAAACCGGCAUCACGCAGGCCUUCCAGGUACAGCUGGCUUGCCCAUGUCUCCUUGGGGCCAUAAAUUACGUAGCUCGUCUCAUCUGCUGCAGGCUUCAUCUGCUCUAAUAGACCUCAGAGAGUCCUUCACCAUCUUGUAAUCAUGACAGAGAUGUCAACGUGUUAGAGAAGAUUUACAGCAGAUUCUCACUUGUAGAGAUUGUGAAAUGUACUUGCAGCUGUGCUGCAUGGUUAUCAUUCCUAACACAGUGAUACUCGAGUAAAAGAGGAAACUUUCAUGUUAAGAGGCUGGACUACAUGACAAUCAAAAUAACCCAGUGGUGAAAAAAACCCCCUAUAAAAACAUGUAACUCAUUACAUGUACACCAAUAAGUAAAUAAGCACACACUUGUUUCCCUGAAGGCCUGUUCUUUUAUGAUAAUGUGCCAAUUCAGAAGUUGUUUUUAGUAUUUGCUGUUUGUUGUUGUAGUCUUUGUUGGUGCCACAAGUACCUCAAAUAUCUGAUUAAAGAUUGGUCUGAUUUUAAAAUGUAAAUAUGCCUAGUUAUUGUUAAUCAGGAGUGAAAUAAAAGCGUGAUCUUUGCAAAAAACGGGUUGGAUGUCACUGUGGCUGAAUUAUGGUCAACAGGCAGAUUUUUUUUAAUGCCUAGAAUAUAUUUUGACUUCUCCACUUUUUUUUUUUUUUUUUUUUUUUUUAAAGCAGAAAUAAACAAAUUUAAAACUACUUUUACUGACUAGCUAACAUCGGCUAAGCAGAGAUCAUGUUUUGUUGAUAAGGAACCAGCUCAACUAAUGUAAAAAUGGUCAGUCUUCCUGAAGAUGUUUUAAUUGCUAACUUGCUAGCAGUUUAGAGCUUUCCUCGUGUAGUAAAUAUGCUUUGAUCAAGUUGUUGGUUAUAGCAAAUUUGGAGUUACUAUCUGAAACCCUCUAAUCAUUUUUUAAUCGUAAGGGCUAGAAACAAAAUUCUUUUUUUCAUGUUUCAUAUGUACAUGUAGACAGUUCAUCAGACCCUCACCAAAUUUGACUCGGAUCAUCAUUAGACCAUGCUGGCAAAAAGUUAUUAAAAGCUUUUUGAUGAUAGACCAAACCGUUCUCAAAUAACACGCAAACGAAUUAGACACUGAGCAUGCUGAAAUGGGCAUGACGCUAUAUCUCCAUAACAGUUUAGCAUAUUCAGACUAAACUUGGUAUAUCUCAUAAGCAUAAUGACUUGAGGGCACCUGCACAGUUUUAGAUCAACACUACUCAGUGUUCAUGAGAUAUGAAAAAAGCAUUUUUUUGCUUUUUGGACAGUUUGUCUGAUUUUCACCAAAAUUUGUUUUAGAUUAUCUUCAGUCCAUGCCAGCAAAAAGUUAUGGAUUUCAUGUUCAAAAAAACUUUUUGGUAUCUCAAACCAUUUCCAUAUAA
Ictalurus furcatus (blue catfish) is the source of this 2439-nucleotide messenger RNA. RefSeq lists its product as uncharacterized. Bases 1 to 708 code for a protein of 235 amino acids. NCBI's taxonomy places the organism in Eukaryota, Metazoa, Chordata, Actinopteri, Siluriformes, Ictaluridae. The record is from RefSeq and is a predicted model, not a curated record. The transcript has 7 exons.